This is a messenger RNA of Adineta steineri, 399 nucleotides long. NCBI's taxonomy places the organism in Eukaryota, Metazoa, Rotifera, Eurotatoria, Adinetida, Adinetidae. The record is from the annotation of a GenBank genome assembly.
AUGGAAAUGUCGAAAUGUUUAUGUCUUAUGAUUAUUGCUGUGAUUGUCAUUGCAAGUAAUGCAUCAGUAUUUCGAGAAAGACGCGGUGAUAAUAAAUGGAACGGUAACAAUGGUGAAAAUAGCGGAUCUCCACAAACAUAUAAUGUAUACCCAACAAAUACUUAUACUAAUACUGAAACCAGCAACAGCGACACAUCAAAUAAAUGUCAAAGUGGUCAAAAUAUCUGUUGUAAUAAUCAAGCUGAUUCAAAACAUACAUGUUAUAAUUAUGCAACAAAUGGUACCACUGGUGAUCAAACUACAGGAUGUAGUACAAAUCAAAUUUGUUGUCAAGGAAAUACCAGUGGUGGUAGUGUUGCUAGUAUUUCAUGUUCAUCAGUUUCUCUUCCUAGUAACUAA